GAAUUAAUGAUGUGAAGAGGAAUGACUCGGCUGAAUACUCAUUCAGACUUGAGAAACAUAUUAAUCACUGUCAUUUACCUAGAGUGAUGUUAGUUGUCACAGGUGUGAAAGUGAGCAUGACUCCUUCUGCAGUGGUGACAGAGGGUCAGAGAGUCACACUGACCUGCAGUACCAGCUGUCCUCUGACUGACAACACAAACUACAUUUGGUACUUGAACAGUCGACCUCUGAACAUGACAGAGACCCACAACAAACAUCUGAUCCUGGACCCAGUCAGCAAGGAGAAUGAAGGGAACUAUUCCUGUGCUGUGAAUAGUCCUCAGAACAUUAGCUCAGCUGAGAAGGCUCUCACUGUCAAAGCUCUAGAGAAAAACGUAGCAGGACUGAACGUAUUGAAAAUUACUCUUUUAUCGCUGAUCCCUGCAGUUGUAUUUCUACUCUACAUGAAAACAAGGAAGAAGAAAACUCUGUCUGCCACUGCUGAGAAAAGUGACAGGGAACAACCUGGACAGAGGGACCAGCUGUAUGAGAGUGUUGAACUGAACCCUGCUGCACGGUGAAAACCAGCAGAGAAGCAGGAAGACACUGUGCAACAUCUGGUUGGGAAGCUUGUAGACUUCCUCUUCCUCUCGUGUGCAGAGUAUAAUCUGAAAACAAUCAAUCUUAUUCAUUUAGAUUCAUGCUGGUAAAAUAUGAUCCUGCAUGUGCAAAGAGAUAAACAGCCCUGCAAACUUAGAGUAUGUCAAACUUGAGGCCUGUACUCCAAAGCAGGAUUUCUUCUUAUCCAGGCCAUCUUUAGCUUUGACCCUUGCUUUUCUAUCACAAUAGCAUCACCAUUCCUAAAAGAUCCCUGGUACCCCUGGGCAGUUUUUCAACAGUGUCUAAUAUCUUUGUGUUUCCCCAGUGAGCUCCAGUAAUAAAUAUAGUUUCUUGGCCACAGCAUUAUUUGUUACU
Pelmatolapia mariae (spotted tilapia) is the source of this 954-nucleotide messenger RNA. RefSeq names its product carcinoembryonic antigen-related cell adhesion molecule 21-like. Bases 87 to 560 code for a protein of 157 amino acids. The transcript is spliced from 5 exons. The record is from RefSeq and is a predicted model, not a curated record. Lineage: Eukaryota; Metazoa; Chordata; Actinopteri; Cichliformes; Cichlidae.